This is a messenger RNA of Scylla paramamosain (green mud crab), 2108 nucleotides long. RefSeq names its product glutamate receptor U1-like. Gene Ontology annotation, molecular function: ligand-gated monoatomic ion channel activity. The record is from RefSeq and is a predicted model, not a curated record. The coding region runs from base 53 to 1945 and encodes 630 amino acids. The transcript is spliced from 15 exons. NCBI's taxonomy places the organism in Eukaryota, Metazoa, Arthropoda, Malacostraca, Decapoda, Portunidae. Gene Ontology annotation, cellular component: membrane.
UGUGCCACCAACAGCUCUGCCCCAAUGCUACAGUCCCUCCGCCAGCAGCGAUAUGAUGGUGGCAGCGCUGUUGUAUUUCUGGUUCUUGGUGCCCCGUCUUCCACUGGCAUUCACAGCUCUGUUAAAGAUUGAGGCGGACAACUGGGAGGCAGGUGCGGCCUUGUCGGUGAGGGAGGUGCUUCAGGCGUCAUCGUUAAGUCAUGCCUCUCUCAUCGUCAUAACUGAAUCCAGUUUCUCGAGAGACGUCCAGACGCUCCUCGGAGGCUCGCAAGGCGUGGCGAUGUUUGAGACACCCUUGAAUGGGUCACAGCUCGUACAGGUGGUCACAUGCGCCCGUAAAGUGCGGGUGGCGUCAUGGAUGGUCGUGGUGGUGGUUGUGAGUGACGACCCAGUCUUCCUGGCCGCCUUCGCCCAACAGGCCCGUGAGGGUCGCCUGUUGGUGUGGGCCACGAGGCUCAUUGUGGUGAGCCGCCGCGCGCCUCACCGCCUCCACCCGCUCCACCAGACUCUCGCCCUUACCAACUCCCUCUUGCUGCUGAUGGAUGGCGCGGCGGGGGUGAACAGGGCCUCCGUGAAGGCAGUGCUGCCUUUCCAAAGUCCCAGCGACGCAGGGCUGUGGAGAGCGUCUUGGACGGUGGGCCACGGUCUACAGUUGAGUCAGCCGCUGUUCUGGGAUAAGUUUAAUAAGUUUUCUAAGGAAACAAAAUUGCUAGUGGCAAUGGAACAAAACGACAAACACUCAGUAGUGAUGGUUCCAGACCCAACGGCUCCAGGUGGUAAACGGCCAGAGUUUAAGGGCUACACGGUCAACGUGAUUGAUUACUUGUCGCAAGGACUUAACUUCUCAUACACGUUUAGGCGGCCACCAGAUGGUGUUUGGGGAAUGAAGCUCAAGAAUGGCUCUGUGAUCGGCAUGGUGGGCCAAGUUAGCAGGGAGGAAGUGAAUAUGGCUCUGGGACCUUUCGCUAUCAACGCCGCCAGGUACGAAGCUGUUGAUUUCACUUGGCCGGUUGUCUACAUGCAUGUCAAAGUGUUCGCUGGCCGGAAGACUCCCGAAAUAGAUCCGUGGGGCUUUUUGCUCCCCCUCGGCCCCUGGGUGUGGGCGAUGGUGCUCGCCUUCCUUCUGCUGCUGGCUCUCGUCUCCUUUCUUCUCUCAUCCAAGUUCACCCCACAUAAGCUAACCUCGAAAAAUCUUCUCUACUUUACCAGCAUUUUGCUUCGUCAGUCCGUGUGGUUUGGUGAGGGCGGGUGGAUGUGGGAGCGCGUGGUGCUGGGCGUGUGGAUGCUGAUGACCAUGGUGCUGACGCGGAGCUACGAGGGUAACCUUAUGUCACUGCUGGCCGUGAGACACCUGCCCCAGCCCUACCAGACCCUCAGGGACGUGGUGGACGACCCCUCGGUGGUUAUGGUCUGGUUUAAACAAGGUGCCACUAUGCAAGCGGUUAUGGAUUCCACCUCUGGAAUCUUGCAAGAGGUGAAGGAGAGUGAGAAACAAGGGCGUCUUAAGUUUUUGCAUCCAGUGGAGUAUGACAGCAUCCUGAACGAGAUUAUAGAGCAGAAGAAAGUGAUAAUUGACUACGACACAGUAACAACGGUCCUGAGAAACAGACACUUCUCUCGUACAGGGAGGUGUGAUUUCUACACGGGAUCUGAGACCAUAAUGUCUAACCCUCUGGCCCUUAUCAGCCAGAAGGACAGCCCCCUUAUUCCAGCGAUCAAUACGCGGCUAAUGUCCACGAUAGAAACUGGACUAUACAACUAUUGGAGAGUGGACGCGAAGCCCAACUCCAGUUCAUGUGAGCGAGUGCCGACCAAGAUCACCGUUAGCUCGUCCUUUUCACUCAGACAGUGCUGGGCCAUGGUGGUGGUGCUUCUGGUUGGCCUGAGCUUGGGUUUAGCAACACUCUGCCUGGAAGUUGGGCUCGCCGAAGUCUUUACUCACUAACGCCUGAGGAGUUGAGAUAUAGCUUCCAUGAACUUGAUCAGAGGGACCCUUGUGAAAAUUCGACACUAAAAUAAAAGUAAAAAAAAAAAAAAAAGCCAUGUGUUUAUUUCCCUGGUUGGCUCUAUUCACAUUUUAACACUAAUUGAUGUGCUUGCUCACGGGC